Messenger RNA from Porites lobata, 1038 nucleotides. The record is from the annotation of a GenBank genome assembly. Lineage: Eukaryota; Metazoa; Cnidaria; Anthozoa; Scleractinia; Poritidae.
AUGACCCUUGAGGAACACCAGACCCCACAUCUGUCCAAGCUGAGUAAGUUCCAUUGACUACUACUCUCUGUUUCCUUUCUGUGAGGUAAGACUGGAAACACUUUAGUAACGGAUCCCCGAUACCAAAAACUUUCAGUUUUGACACCAGUUUUGCAGGACAUACAGAGUCAAACGCCUUAGCAAAGUCCAGAUAUAUGAUGUCAGACUCGAAUCCACGAUCAAGGGCACAGCCAAUCUCAUGAAAUACUUCCGAAAGUUGAGUAACACAUGACUUCCCUUUCCCUAUGUCAAGAACUCGAUAAAAGGAGGAACCAGAGACAAGCACAAGGAGAAAAAGAAUACAGAAGAAUAAAAAAAGAAUACAUGUCUUGAUGUACCCGCAAUGUGGAUAACAGAGAUCAGAGAAUUGGAAACUAGGAAAGGUUCAUCAUUCCAGAAGAUAACAAGGCUAGCCUAGCUCAUUUCCUCUCGACUGAAAUCUCGGAGAGUUACAGAGCGCCUCCUGGGCGAGAGCGGGUGAUCAAUGGAGGCUUCAAGGAUACACUGAAGGUGUGGUCAUCUGACAAAUCAAGACAAGAUAUAAGAGAGCUCACAUCAGAUCAUGAGGAGGCAGAUACUAGAAUAGUACUACACGCCCGAGACGCAGCAGCAAGAGGGUACAAGCAAGUCAACAUUUUGUGUCGUGAUACGGACGUUCUUGUCCUCCUUUUGGCACACCGAGAGCAGCUUUGCCAAGAGAUAUGGAUGUUUGCGGGUACAUCAAGACAAAGGCAUUACAUACCAGUUCACAGAAUCCCGCUCUCCGAGGAGCAGAGGAAGUCGCUUCUGGCAUUUCAUGCCAUUACUGGCUGUGAUACGACAAGCCAGUUCUAUGGUGUGGGCAAGGCAUCGGCAUGGAAAGUCUUCGAAGAUGCACCUGACCUCUUGGAACACCUUGGAGAAGAACGCCAAAUCAGUGCUGACGUUCUUGCCAAAGCUGAAGCCUUUGUGUGCAAACUCUACAAUCGGGGAACACAAAAGGUGGAAAUCAACAAAUAA